This is a messenger RNA of Neopsephotus bourkii (Bourke's parrot), 3096 nucleotides long. It is a transcript of the gene DBT, whose product is annotated as dihydrolipoamide branched chain transacylase E2. The record is from RefSeq and is a predicted model, not a curated record. Gene Ontology annotation, cellular component: cytoplasm; mitochondrion. Gene Ontology annotation, molecular function: lipoic acid binding; acetyltransferase activity. Lineage: Eukaryota; Metazoa; Chordata; Aves; Psittaciformes; Psittacidae. The transcript has 11 exons. The coding region runs from base 89 to 1570 and encodes 493 amino acids.
CUGGUUGGCUGCGGCUGUCGCGGCCGGUGCCGGUUGGCCGGUCGGUGGGAGGUGUGCGGUGCGGGUGGGCUGCGCUGGCCGGAGCAAGAUGGCGGCGCUGAGCGCUGUGAGGAGCAGCGGCCGAGCUGCGCGGCGCCUGGUUUGCAGUCACCGGGUUAGAUCGUGCAGCAGCAUUCGCUUUAUAAAAUCAAAAUAUGUGUGCGUGUUUGACAAAUCUGCCCUCAAGUUUAGUCAUCAGCAGCGAUUAUUCAGAACAUCUGCUGUUUCACGUGGCCAAAUUGUCCAGUUUAAGCUUUCUGACAUUGGAGAAGGGAUUACGGAGGUGACUGUAAAGGAAUGGUACAUAAAGGAAGGUGAUAGUGUGUCUCAGUUCGAUAGCAUCUGUGAAGUACAAAGCGAUAAAGCUUCUGUUACUAUUACUAGUCGUUAUGAUGGCAUCAUUAGAAAACUCCAUUAUAGUUUAGAUGAAAUUGCUUAUGUUGGAAAACCACUAGUGGACAUUGAAAUCGAUGCUUCAAAAGGUGUUGCCACAGCAGAAGAUGUUGUUGAAGCACCUCCUAUGUCUCACGAAGAACACACACACCAAGAGAUAAAAGGUCACAAAACAUUAGCAACCCCUGCAGUUCGUCGUCUGGCCAUGGAGAACAAUAUUAAAUUGAGUGAAAUUGUUGGAACAGGGAAAGAUAACAGAAUCCUUAAAGAAGAUAUACUCAAUUACUUGGCCAAACAAACAGGAGCUAUUUUACCUCCAUCACCAAAGGCUGAAAUUAUCCCACCUUUGCCAAAAUCAGAGACUGUGCCAGCUCUUCCAAAGGACAAAGCACGCAAAAUUCCUGUGCCUGUUUCCAGACCCAUUGUGUUUUCAGGAAAAGAUAAAACUGAACCUAUAACAGGUUUUCACAAGGCAAUGGUAAAGACUAUGAAUGCAGCCCUGAAGAUCCCCCACUUUUGUUACUGUGAUGAGAUUGAUUUGACUCAGCUUGUGCAGCUGCGAGAAGAGCUGAAACCUCUAGCCCAAAUUCGUGGAGUUAAGAUUUCCUUUAUGCCUUUCUUCAUAAAGGCAGCCUCUCUGGGAUUAUUGCAGUAUCCCAUUCUUAAUGCUUCUUUGGAUGAAAACUGUCAAAAUGUCACAUAUAAGGCUUCACACAACAUUGGAGUUGCUAUGGAUACAGAGCAAGGUUUGAUUGUCCCAAAUGUGAAAAAUGUGCAAGUCUGCAGCGUGUUUGAGAUUGCUUCUGAAUUGAAUCGCCUACAGUCUCUGGGCUCUGCAGGCCAGCUGGGAACCACUGACCUCACGGGAGGAACAUUCACCCUUUCCAACGUUGGCACAAUUGGUGGCACUUACACCAAACCUGUGAUACUACCUCCUGAGGUAGCUAUUGGAGCACUCGGAAAGAUACAGAUUCUUCCUCGGUUUAAUGGAAAAGGUGAAGUAUUUAAAGCACAGAUAAUGAACGUGAGUUGGUCGGCUGAUCACCGCAUCAUUGAUGGAGCUACAAUGGCCCGCUUUUCGAACUUGUGGAAAUCUUACUUGGAGAACCCUGCUUCCAUGCUGCUAGACCUUAAAUAAAGGAAACCUGGGCUGGAAUAUGCCUUCCAACUUUGUCAGUUAGACUGAAUAAUGACAAAAUCUGGCACUGCUAGCACGUGGCCUUUGCGACGCACAUUAGUAUAUCAUAUUGUCUGGUUAAAAGUUCUCAACAGCUGGUAUCAGCCUAUCAGUCAUCACUUCUUUUAAUUAGUAGUGCUGUAAUUUCUUUUACAGGAGACUGCAAAACUUAAUAGAUCAUGGGGUGACUUCUGAUUAUGGUGAAUGAAUGUCUUUAUUUCGCCUUUUCUAAUAUGUAUGUUUGUGAGGCUGGUGUGACCGAAUGACACUGAUCUACAUCUGCAGUAUUUAUAAUCUGAUUAACCUCUUUUGAAGGGAAAUGCUCAUCAUUCUGCCUUGUUGGACACAUACAUUUAUUUUAAUAAUUAUUAUCCAAAUUUACAAAAGUUAUGCAAAAAUAAUAUACAAAUAAAAUGCCUUUUAUGCUUCUGCUGUAAGAUGUCCAGAGAGCUUUUUGUUGUUUAACUGAAUAAACCUCUUGAGUCUUUUGCUAGUCCACUUUUUCCUGGCAAUUACUUGCACAGGUACUCUUUAUCAAAUUAUAAAUUAAGAGGCCAUAUUUAUUGAAGUGCUUGCUGGUAACAUGUAUUGAUAACUGUCAGGACCUUAAUGCUCUAGAAUAUCCUGUAUUUUUAUAAGCUGGAAGUAGCUGCAGGCCUUAAGUACCUUCCUGUUAUUUUUGUUUUGUAUAGAAAGCAUCUGUCUGUUACAAAAGAAAGAAAGACAAGAAAAAACCGAGAAUCUCAUUUUGGUUUUCUGUCCUUGGGAAAGCCUGACAGGAAGCAGAACACGUUCUGAAAGCUUGCAUUGUACAUUGGUGUUCAGGUAACUAGAGUUUGACAGGUUAAUCAGAUACAAUGAAGAAUUAACAUUAAAAAUAUCACUGUAUCAGAUAAGGACUUUUUAAACUCUGAUGUGAGGCACAUGAUGAACAGGUUCAAGUUAGUGCCUCCAAACAGGCAACAGUCAUGUGGCUUUGAGGUAAACUGAACAGAUGGUGAGGUUUGCACUGGUGAUUUAAGAGGAGAGAUGAAGAAAACUGAUGGGUAUAAAUUCCUGCUAGAAAUUGAAGUUGAAAACAGACACAAGAGAAGACAGCUACAUGGCCUUAAAAAUGAAUUCGUGAAGCACAAAAUGGACAUUUUUCUCCUUUCUUUAGAUACAUCAAAAAUUGCCCCUACAGGAGCAUUCUCCAAAACUGUAGACCAAAUUUGUUGAUUGCAUUAGCUGUGAAGAUGCAAGACACAAGCUACCAGAGGUAGAAUCUCUGCUAUCCUUGAUGCUGAGACUGAGCAAGAGGAAAACUGGUAAUCUAGGGGAGGGAGCAUGGGAGCAUACAUGUAAGGUGCUAUUUAUAUUUCUAUUGUGGUAUAAAAGUAUUUUAUAUCUAGGUCAUAUCUUGCGAAGUUUGACUAAUAUAUUGUGCUUAUCGCCUGUUUGAUUUUUAUGAGAUUUAUUUAUUCCUAAUAAAAAAUUAAAGCCACAAA